CACCGCCUAUAAUAUUUCGUACAAUUAUAGUAUAAAAUGUUCUUUUACAAUAGGUGUUUCAUUCUGGCUGUAGUUUUCUUCUCGUUGAGUUGCAUAAAUUACAUAUCUUUCAAAUAUCGCCAAAUAUGAGAAAUACAAUGCUAGUGUUCGUUAUCUUAGGUUUGGUUGCUUCGGUCAACUGUGUGUGUGACACAAUAGCUGUGGGGUCGUGCGCUGCCACUCUGACGUUAGAGACGACAGCCGCUGUGUUUGAUACAACGCAACUAUGUAGUGCAAAGAGGAAAUAUAAAACUUGUAUAUCAAACGCCGGAUGCAGCAGUGAUGGUUCGGACACAGCGGCAAUAAAUGCUGCCAACCUUCUGAUAAACGAAUCCUGCGGCGGAGCCAUGGUAACCGCUUCAGUUUUUACCAUGAUUCUCACUCUCUUCGCAAUGCUCUUCAAGUGAACAACUUUCUGGUAUGAUUCUGUUUGGCAGUAUGAACUACAUUUUCUAUUCCUGAAGACGGUGAUCAAACAGAAAAAAGUUAAAUUCUAUCAAAAACAUUCUACAAAUACCUAUAAACAUUUUCCGCCAAUAUUUCAAAUAUCGUGUUCUGACUCUGGACUCUUUAACAACCUCUUGUUUUCAUAUUAAAGAUUAAAAAAUGUCUGUGA
This is a messenger RNA of Gigantopelta aegis, 655 nucleotides long. RefSeq lists its product as uncharacterized. The record is from RefSeq and is a predicted model, not a curated record. Bases 126 to 446 code for a protein of 106 amino acids. Lineage: Eukaryota; Metazoa; Mollusca; Gastropoda; Neomphalida; Peltospiridae. The transcript is spliced from 5 exons.